Tripterygium wilfordii is the source of this 882-nucleotide messenger RNA. Its product is annotated as acetyl-coenzyme A carboxylase carboxyl transferase subunit beta, chloroplastic-like. Gene Ontology annotation, biological process: fatty acid biosynthetic process. The record is from RefSeq and is a predicted model, not a curated record. The transcript has a single exon. Lineage: Eukaryota; Viridiplantae; Streptophyta; Magnoliopsida; Celastrales; Celastraceae. The annotation marks the transcript as partial. Gene Ontology annotation, cellular component: acetyl-CoA carboxylase complex. Gene Ontology annotation, molecular function: acetyl-CoA carboxylase activity.
AACUAAAAUGCAUAAUACAUUUAUAAUUCCAUUUGUAGGUACGACGAAAAUAAUAGUGAAAACGAGAGUUCUACUCUAAGACCUAUCACGAAUGAUAUUGAUUUCACUCUAAGAGAAAGUUCUAAUGAUCUCGAUGUAACUCAAAAAUACAGGCAUCUCUGGGUUCAGUGCGAAAAUUGUUAUGGAUUAAAUUAUAAGAAAUUUUUUAAGUCAAAAAUGAAUAUUUGUGAACAAUGUGGAUCUCAUUUGAAAAUGAGUAGUUCAGAUAGAAUUGAACUUUCGAUUGAUCCAGGCACUUGGAAUCCUAUGGAUGAAGACAUGGUCUCUGUAGAUCCCAUUGAAUUUCAUUCAGAGGAGGAACCUUAUAAAGAUCGUAUUGACUCUUAUCAAAGAAAGACAGGAUUAACCGAGGCUGUUCAAACAGGUACAGGUCAACUAAAUGGUAUUCCCGUAGCAAUUGGAGUUAUGGAUUUUAUGUUUAUGGGAGGGAGUAUGGGAUCCGUGGUAGGAGAGAAAAUUACCCGUUUGAUCGAGUAUGCUACCAAUCAAUUUUUACCUCUUAUUCUAGUGUGUGCUUCUGGAGGAGCACGCAUGCAAGAAGGAAGUUUGAGCUUGAUGCAAAUGGCUAAAAUAUCUUCCGCUUUAUUUGAUUAUCAAUCAAAUAAAAAGUUAUUUUAUGUAUCAAUCCUUACAUCUCCUACUACUGGCGGAGUGACAGCAAGUUUUGGGAUGUUGGGAGAUAUCAUUAUUGCCGAACCAAAUGCCUACAUUGCAUUUGCAGGUAAAAGAGUAAUUGAGCAAACAUUGAAUAAGACAGUCCCUGAAGGUUCACAAGCGGCUGAAUAUUUAUUUGACAAGGGCACAAUAUGUUACACAACAUAA